UCAGUCAGCAUAACAACAAGGUAACCUAUAACUUUUGACUUCAGCUGUUUGUUACUCCGCUUAAAAGAAAAUGCUGAGAAAUAUAUUACGUACCAGCCGGUGGCUGGCACGGCGACAAAUCAAUAGUGUAGCUCCUGUAUUACUGCGCCAUUACCCACGGAUAUCUUCUGAAGCUACAAGUUUCUCUUUUGAUCGACAAUUUUCAUCUACCCCGCCGACUUCUCAAGUAUCCGAAGUUGACCAAGCAGUGUUCGAAGAAAUCUGCAACGAAACUUUAGAAUCCCUAUGUGAAUAUUUCGAGGAAAUUGUGGACUCGUCCCCUAAUUUAAAAGGCGCUGAUGUGACUUUUAGUGAUGGAGUACUAACAAUAGCACUAGGAAACUAUGGAACCUAUGUAAUAAAUAGACAAACACCAAACAAACAAAUUUGGCUCAGUUCCCCUGUCUCCGGACCCAAACGUUAUGACUUAGUACUCAAAGACGGAGGCCACUGGGUUUACAAACAUGAUGGAAUAAGCCUACACAAAUUACUACAAGAAGAGAUAUCAAAAAUAGUGACAAGCAAAGUAGAAUUUAAUAAAUGUUCUCAUAGUUUAGUGUGAAAAUUGAAUAUUUUAUUUAUUUUUAGUAAGUAAAUAGGUUUUAUCAUUUCAUUUUUGUUUUAUUUUUCUGUUAUUUUUUUUAAAUUCAAAAUGGAGGUUAUCGAAGAUGGGAAUAUUAUGGAUCGGAUUCCUAUUUUGUUGCAAAGGGAUUUGGAGUAUUAUCAGAAAAAUCAAACAGUAUUAUCUGAGACUAUUUGCAAAGGAGUUGUUGGUGGUAGACUGGACUUCCCAAGGAAUGCUUCAUUUGCAUCUGUUAAAAUAGUACUCUGGUUGGAGGAGGAAUUUUCAAUUGCAUUCAAGCAAGGCUCAGGCAUGUUCGUAAUAACGAAGGAAGAUGAGAAAAGUGAUAUUGGAGUAGCUAAAACUUCGGACCCUGAUAAGUUCGUGCAGCUUGCCGUCAAAUCUGGAGACUCAUUACUAGAACAUCUCCACAUGUUGGCACAAGAAGCUCUUGAUCAUGCUGAUCUCCCAGUACUCACAGCUACUCUCGGAGCUGCGGCGUUGUUGAAGAACAGCUUGUAUUGCUACGUGCAGCAUAUUGAGGAUAGCGGGAACCCUGAACGAUACUCUCAAAUUCAGAGUUGUUACAAACGCUACACGACUAUGUCUGAAGCUGUUGGCGAACGAGUAUUGGAUCUACAUAACCGAGUUCUUUCGCUGUACAUACUGCAAGAUUCUGGUGGACGACCGAUAGAUGGCAACACUAGGACUGUCCAUGAAACUGGUACGCCUUCUGUGCAAGGAUGGUGGCUUUAUAUGAAUGGAAGUAGACGAGACCUAUGGGAUACUGUACCGCCCCGGAUGGCGCAGAGAAUAUUCGCAGGAAUGCUCAACGAAACUCUUACUAUUCUCACUGUGAGAUAUUGUCAGACAAACACAACGGAAACGACAACUCGUCUUCUCUUGAACGAUAUCUUGAACAUUCUUCUUUGUGUGGCGCAACUCUUACCGUCAAUUUGUGCAAGUGGAUCCGACUUGGCUGGUCUUGAUGUUAAGCAUCAGACAAGAGAUGUGAGAGAUGUACAUGCGAAGUGUAAUGAACUCUUCAAGUGUUUUGUUUAUAGAGGUGCUGAUUUGCAUUUUAUACAUCAGGAGUUCAAAGAGAAAGAUCCACCCUCAAUACCAAGGGAAUGUCCGUUUCCUUGGUUCACUUUCGUAAGUCCAAUGUUAUUCGACAAGUUAGACGAUCCAUCGGUGAGGAGCACGCAUGACCUCUCCAACAAGACCGCAUUUGGAUUGGAGUUGAUUGUGUUGUUGGCACAGCCUCAGCCAAAUUGGGCGUUAAUUGUUAAGGUGCUAAUGAUGCGAGACUGCCACCUCUCCCGAAUGCUCCUAAUCCGCGCCAUCCGACACAUGUGCACUGACAACUUGAGGUGGCCGGCAGACGGGCUGUGGUACAGCGUACAUGAUAGACAGAAGAAAUGUAGCGGGUUUUUGUGCACUGCUGAUGGGUUCUGCAGAUUUAAGGGUGAUGUUAAUCCGGGGGAGGAAUUUGCCAGAGUGGCGGGUGCACUUACGUAUGUCCUGGCUUCAAUCGGUAGUAAGGCGGAGUUGAAGUCUACCUUAUGCUAUGCACUCGAGAUUUCCGGAAGAGACUGGUCUGCUUGCUUGGAUAAACGACAGGUGUGGUGCGAUAGACGACCGCCAUGGUUAGCUGGCAUUCUGGCACUAGUGGGCUCAAUCCUACAGUUUAUACCACCCAUACUAGUGAACGCAGUGCAAAGCGGAGCUUCUAUGUAUCAGACUAUGGCUCUCUGCCUAUCUUGCAUAUCAAGAUCUCUAGACUGCGUUCCCCGUUGCUUCGUGAACGCAUGCUCAAUUAUAGAAGGCACUCUUCCCUCUCAUAUAAAUCCUGUAGGUGGUUCAGUUUUAUUACAAAUGCUUGUUACUGUAACAUAUGAGGAAAUACAAAAAUGGGCUGAAGAAGAAGUUGAGAAAGAAAAAGCAGUAGCUUCGGCAGCGAAUGGAGAGCCGCAUAUAAUGAGUGCAAAAUCAAGCAGACCGAAGUCUAAGCAAGUGAGGAUCGUUGCCCUUGGACAAACAACAACGUCAUCCUUAAGUUUUGAUGGAAGUCACAGCAGCCCCUCGUCCAUUGCCCUGGCAGUUGCCGAAGCACUCUGCUCAAUAGACGAAGACGACAAACAUACUCGAGACAUCCAACUCUUGAUAGAAAAGGCGAAAAGAAAAGUUGUACUGUCUGAACAAUUCGGACUUGAAGAUUUUCCUGAGUUCGCCGAGUUGUUUGAAGAGGGCGACGUGCCAGGGUCUAAUGCAGAACGGGCAAGCGACGCCGCUGCCCUCACUAGUCAGAUACUUAUGAAACCUCCAGGAAGAGAUAGUCUUCGAGUCAUAUACGAACACCUAGCGCUGCAUUCAGAAUGGAUAUACAAGGAACUAGGCAUCAGAGAUUCGUGUGACAUCGACAUACCUACCAACAAAACGCCACUAUUGUACACCAUGUUCCAUAUUGGGAAACAACCGUUUGAUCAAUUCCUUCGUGGUGAAUGGCCUUUACCCUGGAGCAAGCUGGUCGCCGUCGCCAAAGCGUGGUCUGGUUUGGAAGGAGUCAGAGUCCACAUAAACAGGCGCACUGACGUCCGCAACAUGAAGUCGCAAGGCAAAUCUAAUAAACAGUUGAUGCAACUUUGUUCUCUGUUUAAAUCAAAUAGUGAGGGACUUUUGUAG
Spodoptera exigua (beet armyworm) is the source of this 3286-nucleotide messenger RNA. NCBI's taxonomy places the organism in Eukaryota, Metazoa, Arthropoda, Insecta, Lepidoptera, Noctuidae. The record is from the annotation of a GenBank genome assembly.